Anthostomella pinea is the source of this 510-nucleotide messenger RNA. Lineage: Eukaryota; Fungi; Ascomycota; Sordariomycetes; Xylariales; Xylariaceae. The record is from the annotation of a GenBank genome assembly.
AUGUCCCAAUCCCUCCGCCCCUACCUCCAGUGCGUGCGGAGCAGUCUCACAGCCGCCCUCUGCCUGUCCAACUUCGCCUCGCAAACUUCGGAACGACACAACGUACCCGAAAUCGAAGCCCAGACGUCGCCCGAGGUCUUACUGAACCCACUGGUCAUUGCGCGCAACGAAAACGAGAAGGUCCUCAUCGAGCCCAGUGUCAACAGUGUGCGCAUUAGCAUCAAGAUCAAGCAGGCAGACGAGAUCGAGAACAUCCUUGUCCACAAGUUCACCCGCUUCUUGACCCAGCGAGCGGAGGCCUUCUUCAUCCUGCGGAGGAAACCGAUCAAGGGCUAUGACAUAUCCUUCCUAAUAACGAACUUCCACACGGAGGAGAUGUUGAAACACAAACUGGUAGACUUCAUCAUACAAUUCAUGGAGGAAGUCGACAAGGAGAUCUCGGAAAUGAAGCUAUUUUUGAACGCGAGAGCACGGUUUGUAGCUGAGUCAUUUUUGACACCAUUUGACUAG